This is a messenger RNA of Eruca vesicaria subsp. sativa (arugula), 430 nucleotides long. NCBI's taxonomy places the organism in Eukaryota, Viridiplantae, Streptophyta, Magnoliopsida, Brassicales, Brassicaceae. The record is from the annotation of a GenBank genome assembly.
CCGAAGCUUCCACCUGGUCGUGCGUGCUCACAAUCUCGUCGAAUCUGAGGUUUACGGGUUCAGAUUCAGACAUCUUCUUCCUUCCUAUCUAAUAAUAUUUAAGGUGGAUUUUCAAAAUUGCUAAAGCUCACAAAAUCACUAGUGGCUUGCAACGAUGGGUUUGUUGAAGAAAAAGGAUUCAACUUCGACUCGCUCCUCUACUUCCCCCUGUGCUGAUUUGCGAACUGCUUACCACAAUUGCUUCAAUAAAUGGUACUCGGAGAAGUUUGUGAAAGGACAAUGGGAUAAAGAAGAGUGUGUUACUGAAUGGAAAAAAUACAGAGACUGUCUCUCGGAGAAUUUAGAUGGUAAACUUCUCACUCGCAUGUUGGAGGUUGAUGGUGAGCUGAAUCCAACUAAGCAAGCUGAUGCAAAAGAAUCCAGUCGAUGA